GAGCUGUCUUUGACGGAGCUAGCUGGCUCCGAUCUGAUGAGCCUGUUGCUUUGUGGGUCAAGUGGAGAGGGAAAUGGCAGGUAGGAAUUCGAUGUGCAAGGGCUGACUGGCCAUUAUCAACUUUGAAAGCAAAGCCAACUCAUGACAGGAAGAAAUAUUUUGUAAUAUUUUUUCCCCAUACAAGGAAUUAUUCUUGGGCAGAUAUGCUACUUGUUCGAUCAAUUAAUGAGCUUCCAGAGCCUAUUGCUUAUAGGACACACAAAAUUGGACUAAAAAUGGUUAAAGAUUUGACAGUUGCCCGGCGUUACAUAAUGCAAAAGCUGGCUGUAGGAAUGCUGAAUAUAAUUGAUCAAUUUCAUUUGGAGGCUUUGAUAGAGACAGCUCGUGACGUGAUAGUAUGGAAGGAAUUUGCUAUGGAGGCUUCCCGCUGUAAUGGUUAUUUUGAUCUUGGACGAAUGCUUUUGAAGCUUCAAAGU
Messenger RNA from Carica papaya (papaya), 476 nucleotides. NCBI's taxonomy places the organism in Eukaryota, Viridiplantae, Streptophyta, Magnoliopsida, Brassicales, Caricaceae. The record is from RefSeq and is a predicted model, not a curated record.